AUGGCGAAACUCCUAGAAGCCACCACUGGGCUAGUCGUUCUCGUCGGCGCAUUGGCCGUGGUGUCCGUAGUUUUCAAUGUUCUGACAUGGAUAGAAGUGAACAAGGAGAAAGAAGUUGUGCCGCCGAGUCCUGCUCCAGUAUCUUCGACGAAGUUGCAGACGCAAACACAUGAACAAACUCCAGCUAAGACCAACCCCAUUACUACAACAAAGCAGAAAGGGCCUACUCCUCCUAAAACGGAACCUAUCAUUACAACUACGAAGGAACGGCUAUCAACGGAUACGACAACCACUUCAACAAAGCCAAUAACCAAAACGUCUGCUACCACAAGGCUGAGAACCAUUCAAUCUAGCACAAUAACUACCAUAAAACCUCCGACAAGCACCCUAGCUCCAAUACGAGUUAACGACUCAGUUUUCUGUCCGAGUUAUGGAAACCCCGACAUGAGAUAUUCGUAUCAGGAAGCAGCUGCAUUCAUUAUCAGUGGUCUGGAUCAGAACGUCGAUCCAUGCGAUGAUUUCUACGCAUUUUCUUGUAACACUUAUCUGAAGAAUCAUAACGUUACGGAGCUUGAAAUAAACCGAAUCGGGACAUACAAGGAGGCUCAGGAAGAUGUGAACGCUGAUAUAGUGGACGCACUUGAACCCGUUGCAGUAAACGACGCUAGGUUUUCAGAGACGGAAAGGAUUGUGAAGGCUGCUUUGUUCGCAUGCGUCCAUCACUCGAGGGCGAGGCUCCCCAUCGACAAUUCAAGGGACGUGCUCAUAGAGAUGAGAGAUUUAUUGGGUGCAAUACCUUUCCUUAACCAUACUCUCAAUAAAAACGUGGACUUCUUUACUGCGAUGGGGAAACUAGAACAAGAACAUGCAAUGGGAACACUUUUGGGUGCAAUGGUCUCCGUAGACUUCUCAGACGUCACUCGUCACGCCUUAUAUAUUUCGCAGCCUUAUCUUCCACUGCCACGAGACUUCUACGUUCUACCGCAGCAUACAAAAAGGCUUCAGAAUCGUGUAGAACUAGUGAAUUUGGUUCUAGGGAAUUUUGCAGAAAUCGUUUUAAAUGAUCCCAUCCCAUACCGAAAUCUUAUAAAGAAGGUUUCACAAGAUAUAGUGAAGCUGGAGAUGCAAAUUGCAAUGGCAACAUGGCCCGAUAGUGAAAUGAGGAAUUACGCGCUACAAAACAAUCCAUUCACACUCAAAGAAUUGGAAAAGGCGUAUCCAUCGAUUAAAUGGAAGAACUACUUUACGGCUUUGCUCUCUUCUGUAGGCAACCUCGACAUCAACACUGUGCCGUUCAUUGUUACACAACCGUCGUACUUCGCUUGGUUGAACGCGCUUUUCGCAGGAGAAGCUGUCGAUCGUAAUACAAUUGCUAACUAUCUUCUCCUUAAUCUGAUCUUCGAAGACGCUGAUUUCCUUGGUGGAAACUUCAAACGAGAAGUGCAAAAAUCUGACUACGUAAAAUAUUCUUUUCGAAGAGGCCGAGGAGUCACAAGAGUUGGCCGACAGUUCGGACGAUUAUAUGAUGAAACAAUUGCAGAUGCAAAUAUGGAGUGUUUAAACAAUAUGAUGCAUUACAUGCCAAACGGACCUGGUUAUGUCUACGUAAAAUCUAAGAAAAACAGGGAGGAGGUGGCGAAAGACGUACAGGAGCAGACAGAACGUGUCAUUAAACACUUUUUGCGUAUGAUCACCGAACUGGACUGGAUGUCAGAAGAGUCUCAUGCUGCGGCGAGGCAAAAAGCGGAGAAUCUGGUUCAAAACUAUGGAUGGCCAAAAGACUUGUAUGGAGACUUCUCGAACAGUGCGACGAUUGACAGAUAUCACAAGAAAGACUAUGGUGAAAUUCUCGACCUUUUCAAUGCGAAUAACACUCAUAACUAUUAUAAAAUUCGAAAGGUCAUGAUCAAAGGAUAUUCAAACCUUGAAUCCCUCAAAAUGCUUAAAGAAAAACCAAAGAGGAACUACUUUUCGAUGUCUCCUGCAUUGGUAAAUGCGUGGUAUCAGCCGGAUAGAAAUUCAAUUACAUUCCCCUACGCUAUCUGGAAUCCACCUUAUUACAAUUAUGAAUACCCUCAAGCGUAUAAUUAUGCUGGACAAGGCGGCACUGGUGGCCAUGAACUGGUACAUGGAUUUGACGACCAAGGAGUUCAAUUUGGUCAUGAUGGUAAACUCACUGGCUGCACGUGGCUUGAAUGCGGGUGGAUGGAUUCGACAUCCAAGAAUGGCUUCAGAGAUAUGGCCCAAUGUGUUGUUACACAGUACAGUACUCAGUGCUGCCCAGAAAAGAGUGGUACCAUACAGUGUGCAAAUGGGAUGACAACUCAAGGAGAGAAUAUUGCCGAUGUAGGAGGUCAAUUGGCUGCAUACAGAGCUUAUCGAGAAUACAUCGAGGAGAAGGGUGAAGAAGAGAAGAGACUGCCGGGAUUGGAACAGUAUACACCGAAUCAAAUCUUCUGGUUGACAUAUGGUUUCUCAUGGUGCAUGAGCCAGACAGAGAAUAGUCUCGUUACACAGCUUCUGGUGGAUCCUCACGCACCAGGCUCAUGCCGAGUCAACCAAGUAAUGCAGGAUAUACCAGACUUUGGACGUGACUUUGGCUGCACAAUGGGACAAAAUAUGUAUCCACCAGCAGAACAACGAUGUCCAGUGUGGGUCGCAGAAUAA
This is a messenger RNA of Necator americanus (New World hookworm), 2667 nucleotides long. RefSeq lists its product as uncharacterized. The transcript has 23 exons. Gene Ontology annotation, biological process: protein processing. Bases 1 to 2667 code for a protein of 888 amino acids. Gene Ontology annotation, cellular component: plasma membrane. The record is from RefSeq and is a predicted model, not a curated record. Gene Ontology annotation, molecular function: metalloendopeptidase activity. Lineage: Eukaryota; Metazoa; Nematoda; Chromadorea; Rhabditida; Ancylostomatidae.